This is a messenger RNA of Rhipicephalus sanguineus (brown dog tick), 408 nucleotides long. RefSeq lists its product as uncharacterized. The coding region runs from base 1 to 408 and encodes 135 amino acids. The transcript has a single exon. NCBI's taxonomy places the organism in Eukaryota, Metazoa, Arthropoda, Arachnida, Ixodida, Ixodidae. The record is from RefSeq and is a predicted model, not a curated record.
AUGCAGCAACUAGCGGGCUGCACAGCAAGUCUCGACAGUAGCCUGGUGCAGGAGCUUUUCCUUGAAAGACUGCCCGCAACCGUGCGGAUAGGCGUCACGGCCUCCGGAGAGACGGACGUUUCCAAGAUCGCCGAAAUGGCUGACCGACUCAUGGCCGUCACCACGCCAGCAGUUGCCACAGUGCUCGCCGAAGCCUCGCCCUCCCCCGCCUUGCUGGAGAUUCGUGAGGAAAUUUCCCGCCUCGCCGACGCCGUCGCGGCACUACAGUCAAGCGGAAGCCAAAGCACACGGCGGCGUGCUACAGAACAACAGCGGCAGCUGUGCUGGUACCACCGUAAGUUCGGUGAUACUGCACGGAAUUGCGUGCCGCCGUGGGAGAAAUCGGGAAACGCGCCGAGCCAGCACUGA